GCCCUUCGUUUCCCGCAGAGGGCUCCUAAUAAGGGUUGCAAGGGAAUUACUCCUAGGAGUACGCAUGAAAGCGAAAGGAUACGGUUUCAUGUAGUCCCGAAGGCAGAAAAUGAAGAGGAAAGGCAGAAGCGCUAUUGGGAAACAGCAGGACUCCUGUGAUGUGUGGCUGGAUCCUUCAGCACUCAAAAGACGCAAGGAUGUUGCCGCUAAGCCAGUCUUCACUCUCCUGGGCCAGGACUCCCGUCCUGCGGCAGUAAUUGGACUUCCUCGCCCACGCACUAAACAAACCACCAUUUCUACUUUCUUCACUGCUCAGAAAGCAGGGGACAAGACCACAGACGCAAGCAAGCAGUUAACGACCUCCGCAUCCAACAACGUUAUCAAUCUAAAAGACUCUGAAUGGCGUAGAGGGAAAAGGACCAGGGCUCCUGUCCUUCAACCAUCAAGCCUGCAGGACUGCGAAAGACAGCCUGCAAAGGCAACGGACGUUUCCGGUCUUUUCUUUUGCAGUCCUCUCCCCGCUCGAGCCCAGAUCCACACCAGCACCCCUCUUGUUGCUCGGGAGGAAGAUGCCGUAACAGAAAGGGGGGCUUUUCUAACUACAGAUCUCAUUCAGCACUUGGAAGAAAAGGGGCCCCCUCGGCAGCAGUUGGCUGUGGGGUCCCCUCUGAGAGAGAAAAAUGAUGGCUGGCAAAAAGAAGAGAGCCCCACUUUGUUUUCUCAGAGAUGCCCAAGUUUUAAAAUAAUUCUGAACCAAAGAAUGGAUGGGGGGAAACGGCGCAGACCCCCUUCAUCUUGGGCCGGCCCUACAUUUGUGGACGACUCUGAAAAUAUGGAUCCUGAACUGGAAGGAAACCUACCAGGAGCAGCAUAUUUGGAUUUCAACCUAACUGGAUUCUGUAGAGGGAAUAUGGAUGCCACUAGCUGUGAGAACAGCGCCCCAGCCUCAACUCAGCGGCUGUUCACCCAGGACUCUGAGGGCUACAGAGUGAUUUUGCACAGCCUUGGAGGAGAAGGAAGCAAGCCGUCCUUGUCAAAGGAGCCCUGGUGGGGCAAAAGGACCCCUGUAGGAAGCUCCUUUAAUGAGAAGAGCUGCUUUAGGGAGGGUUGGGCUGGAGACAGAAGCCCCCCUGGGUCUCUGGGCAGGCGCAGCCUUCCUCCUCUGACAGAACGUAGUGAAAAGUCAUGUUACGACUUGCUAUUCACAGAGGAUUCAGAAGGCAAUAGAGUCAUUAAACACUAACAUCGUAAUUGCUGUGUGAUAGCUUGGUGCCUCCUUACAAAACAAACCUGGCUUAAAGGGCCCUUUUUGUAUAUUGCCUGUGGCUGUGUGUCACAUACCUAAACCUGUUUUGUUCAACAUGCUUUCUUCAGUGUGUGUGAGCUAAUAAAAGAAACCGAGGAAUGCAAUCUUAAUCCUGGUGUUCUAUCUAGAAAGACGUCCGGCUGCUCUAGAAUUGUUCCACGAGAUGAGAUUCAACUAGCUUUCAUUCAGGUAGCUUAAGGGUCGGCUAAGAAGGGCUGAAGCUAGACCCAUCCGCCACAGCACCGCUUAAAAGUUGGUAUCGCUGACCAGUCCUCACUGCGUGGGGGUGGGAAGUGUCUUUAAAAAAAAAAAACAGACCUGCCAAGCUGCACAGCUAGUGAACCUGACCCCCUGCAAUUUCAGCAAGAUCCAGCCUGCCAACAUGGGUCUACUUCUCUCGUGCCCCUUUAGGCGAUGUUUUAAAACUAGAACACCAGUUUGUAAGUUUACAAAGAACUCCACUCAAUGAGUAUGAGCAGAACUCACAGUUGUUCUGUCACAAUGAGAACCUGAUGCUCUCCAGAGGCUUUGGAUUUGAAUGCCCCUCAGGCUAGUGGCAAGUGCUUUUGGGAAUGGUAGCCUAAAAUGACUGGAAAGUCCCAGGUUGUCUACAUCUGACUUUACAGUAUCUUUAAAAUAACUCAAUAGAAUAUUAAUAUCAACAGCGAGAAAAGAAUGGGUAAAAAGUAGAAACCUGUUUUGUGAGCCAUGGGAAAGAGUGUUAUAAAUUCCCUGAGGGUUGAAGUUAGUGAUUUAAACCAUCGUGGUUCUCCUAGAUAACAGUGGCAGCAUCACAAACUAUCAUGCUACAAUUGCUGCUGACAAAGGACCAGCCAGUGCUCAAAAGGCUUUUAAAAUAUACUGCAAAAAACUUUUCCACACUUUUGCCCUUCUACAAAUUGCCAGGAGGUUCUGAAAGAAUAUUUAUUCGUGGUAAUAUUUUUAAACAUGCAGACAAGCCCUAGAAAAAGACCUUCCCCUUGCUUUUAAAAAAUGCCAUGGCCUGAUGCUACACUCAGAGUCCAAGGAAUUAUUUUGCAAAUUCUUGGGGGGAGGAAAAUGGAGGCGCAGCUUUGAGGGUUCUUGGGUCACAGAUACUUCACUAGAGAGAGAUGUUUGCAGAUGCACAUGAAGGAGAACUGCAAAUAUCAUUAAAGCAGCUGUGCCACAACCCUA
Molecule: messenger RNA, 2482 nt
Organism: Thamnophis elegans (Western terrestrial garter snake)
Lineage: Eukaryota; Metazoa; Chordata; Lepidosauria; Squamata; Natricidae
Gene: AUNIP
Product: aurora kinase A and ninein interacting protein
Exons: 4
Coding region: 110-1243 (377 amino acids)
Biological process (GO): spindle organization
Cellular component (GO): centrosome; spindle pole
Source: RefSeq, a predicted model, not a curated record